CAUGAGGCUGGAGCGCGGACGGCGGGCUUCGCUGGCGCUCACCCUCAACUUUAUGGCAUUUGUGUUCGCCCUGUCGGCCGUGUGCACCAGCCACUGGUGCGAGGGCACCAGGAAGGUGGCCAAGCCCUUCUGCACGGGGCCGCCCAUCCAGGUCAAGCAGUUCUUCUGCAUCCGCUUCAACAGCUCCAACAUCAACGACAGCCGCCUGGUGCAGUACAUCUUCGAGACCGGCGAGGAGAAAUUCCUGCUCAAGAAGUUCCACACCGGGAUCUUCUUCUCCUGCGAGCAGGCCGCAGACAUGAACGGCUUCGACUGUCGUGACUUCUCGGAGAUCGCACCUGAACACGAGCGAGGUGUGCUGUGGCUCUGCAUCGUGGCCGAGACCUUGUACCUGGCCCUGCUGUUUGCGGGCGGCGCCCUCAUGAUCCUGGAACAGUGCCCCUGCUUCAGCGUGAUGAACAAACUGAAGCUGAGUGCCUUCGCCGCCAUGUGCACCGCGCUGUCAGGCCUUUGUGGGAUGGUGGCCCACAUGAUGUUCACCACCAUCUUCCAGCUGGCCGUGGCCAUGGGUCCAGAAGACUGGAGACCCAAAACCUGGGACUACAGCUGGUCUUACGCCCUAGCGUGGGGGUCUUUCGGCACCUGCAUGGGCUCGGCGGUCACGGCGCUGAACCGCUACACCAAGACCAUCAUCGAGUUCAAGUUCAAGAGGCGGAACAUCGAGAAGAGCCUGCUGAUCAAGCAGAAGCUGAUGGAGCUGGACCUCCCCGAUCACAUGUGGUACGUGACGGCCGACGCCGAGGCCCCGCUGGAGCUGCCCCCCGCCAACGGGCACAAGCCGCCCACGGGGACCGCCUACGUGCUGGAAAUGGACCACGCCACCGAGCCGCAAGGAGAGGCGUAUUGCUAAAAAUAGAAGGGUGACCUUUGACCCUGUGGUCCACUGCAACACAUCCUGGACCCAUUUCCCUCCACCCACUCGACUGUGGGAUUGAAAAAUCUAAUAACGGAAUUUUUUUUAUGUGUGUAUGUGUGUGUGUGGUGGAAAUAAUGUAACACGCUCGGCUUUGACACAACAUGCGUCUCAUCAAAUCUUCCACGUGGUCAUGUGAUAUGCUAAGCGGCGUUUUGACACUAAGCUGCUUCUUUGACCACGUGACCUUUGACACUUAGCCGCGUGGACGUAUGGACGAGCGGGGAGUCAUGUGACAGGACAUGUCAUUUCUGCUGACACAGAGGACAACAUGGUGCCUCUUAUAUUAUUGCAUUGUGUGUGUGUGUGUGUGUGUGUGUGUGUGUGUGUGUGUGUGUGUGUGUGUGUGUGUGUGUGUGUGUGUGUGUGUGUGUGUGUGUGUGUGUGUGUGUGUGUGUGUGCGUGUGUGUGUGUGUGUGUGUGUCUUCUGUUUAUGCUAACACUGAAGCUCAAACAGAAGGGAUCAGCGCCUCAACACAUGAUAAUAUUGUGACCUAUUGGUCUGGUCUUGAAAGGAUUAUUCAAGUAACCUGUAGGUGCACGGAUGUAACGAUUAACGCUAAU
Messenger RNA from Entelurus aequoreus (snake pipefish), 1537 nucleotides. Its product is annotated as germ cell-specific gene 1-like protein. Gene Ontology annotation, cellular component: plasma membrane. The coding region runs from base 2 to 910 and encodes 302 amino acids. The record is from RefSeq and is a predicted model, not a curated record. Lineage: Eukaryota; Metazoa; Chordata; Actinopteri; Syngnathiformes; Syngnathidae. The transcript has 5 exons.